AGAGAUAUUGUACAGAGACGAAUUGGGUGCAGGAGAGAGGGGUGAUUACAUAAAGGCCCCCUUUUUCAGACGAGAAAAAGGCGCGUUACUAUUUGCAGAGUGCUAAAAUGUCGUCAGAAAACCAAGAGUCAGAGGCUCAGAUGGAGUCUGGCGAGGAAAAACAGGACUCUCAGGAGAAGGACUCAAACCCUGUGAAGGCAGAGGAAGCCAAGCUGAAAGCCAAGUAUCCCAACUUGGGCCAGAAGCCAGGGGGUUCUGACUUCCUAAUGAAGAGGCUACAGAAGGGGCAAAAGUAUUUUGACUCAGGAGACUACAACAUGGCCAAGGCCAAGAUGAAGAACAAGCAGUUGCCCACCGCCGGACCAGACAAGAACCUGGUCACAGGGGACCACAUUCCCACGCCACAGGACCUUCCCCAGAGAAAAUCCUCACUGGUGACCAGCAAGUUGGCGGGCUAAGGGCAUCCCACCCGUCUCCGAGCAACAGCCCCUACACCCUUCUGCCCCUCCCACCCUACCCCAUACCCUUCAGCCGGGCUUCUCUAGGCAUCUUGUUCAAGUCAGUUUGUUUUGGGAUUUGGGGCAGGGCCCUUUCUUCUCAUGUGCACCUCAUCUACUACAUCUGCUCCACUGCUGCCUUCCCAGCUUGGUUUUGGAAAGGGGGGGGGUUUAAAACAUUAGAAAAAUAAUGAGUGUAGUUUCUGAAAAUUUCUUUUGUUGUUUAUACAUCUUCAUUUAAGAAGGGUUUAUGAGGAUUACUCUUAAAAUUCCUUUGAAACAGUCCUAAAAUGAUAUCAUUAUGGGGAUCGUGGAUGUCAUUAGUAUGGUCUAAUCUUGUUUGCCUUGUUAACGUAGACAUGAAAUUAUUAGUGUGUGAAGACCCUUGAUCUUCAAGCCAAAGAGAGUGGGAAUGGUAUGAAAGGAUAAAGGGAUUUAAAAAUAAAAAGGAAUUUGAAGUACAUGAGGGAUGGUAAAUAUGAAGCAGCAGGUGCAGCAGUAAUUUGUUUAAUAUUACAUCUGUUGGUUACUUGGGUUAAGAAAUUUGGAAUGAUGCUUCAUCUUCAUACUUCAAACUAUAUUAUUCUCUUACCAUAUCUUUGCUGUCAUUUUUGGGAUGUGUUGUAUAUAGUUUGCCUUUUACCCAGUGACGCUAACUGAAGGUGACCUACAGGGUUAGUUUACGCCAUUUCAAGAGUGAUUCAACUGCCUGUCAAAAGGCUUUACAAGCUGUUCUUCAUGCAAGGUGCAUGCCUGCAAUUCACGCAUUUCAAAAGGUGGUAAGGAGUUUGAGUUAAUGGAGCCUAGCUAUGUCCGGCAUCCCUCCCCCUGUCCUCCCCCUGUUCUUCCCCAGCAAGCCCCAUCCACACUGCCCCGCCCCUUUCCCUGUCCCCUGUACACAAUAUCGCUGCACACAAAAAAAAAAAUGCAAUGACAAAACAAACUGUAUCUUGCUGUAUCUUAUUGAGGCUGGGAAAAGAGGCAUCAGUUUUACUACUGCUUCUACUGUUGCUAUGACUACUACUACUUCUACAGUACAACAACUCUGUGGGGAUCGCCAUUUUGUCGCUUUGUCACCGGAAACCAGUCGAGGUGGCAACAGUUCAGCAGUGUGCAUAUGUGCCAUUGCCAUGGUAACACAAGAGAACAAAAGGAACGAACCCAAGAUUAUUGUCAGAAGAGCCAGAUGGGUUCUUUGAUCUUUGUUUUCUCUCUUGCGUUUAGUCUGUAUGAAGCUUCUGAUUGUCUGAAUUUAGAUUUUCGUCUUGCUUUAAAGCCCACAGACGUAACAACCUCAGACUGUUGUGACUAGGAAAGAUGAGAGAAUGGAAGAAAUGAAGAUAUUGGGUGAAUGUUAUGGGAUGCAGAGAGAAAAAGAGAGAGGGAGACAGAGAGUCUGAAUUAAAAGACUAAAUGUCGACAAGGCAUUUGCAGUGCUAUUUGAAUGAUCACUGAUGGGAAUCCCCCCCUCCAACUCCCCAGCAGUCUUUUGCAAUCCACCAAGAUCUGUCUUUGAAAUAUUUUGAAUUCUCUUCUUGUAAAGUAAAAUAACAGUGAACUUAAAUGAAUGGAUAGAACAGUUCUCCUAUGUGUCAAAUAGUCCAUGUGAAACUUUACAAAACCCUUGGUUUCUCCCAACUUAAAGAUGAGCCUUAAUGAUAGCUACAGCAACCAGUAAGACUUAGCCAUUUAGUGUGUAUUAGCAUUGUUUGGGUUAUAUUCACCAGAAUUGAAUUUAGGGAAUAAUGUUGGCCACAACAACAUUGGAGGGCAUAUCUGUAUGUGGGUACAGCUUAUUGGUUACAGCCUACAUUGUAUGUUAGGGCUUCUCUUCAAUACUGCUUGCAGCAACACCCAACAGUGACAAUGAAAGACAGUCAAGAGACAUUAAGGUUAAGUUUGAUGGUAGUGUCUCAACCCCAACUGAUAUAUGUCACCACAGUGGGGGCCCUUGGUCCACAUCGAGCCCCUGAGGGUCUGAAGGUCUCAGUGUGUCCUGGUAUUUUAAUGAACUCAAGUGUCCUGUUUUGAUAUAGCUUGUACAUGACAUGGUGGCUUUUUGGCUUUAAGGGAAGCAAAUAAAGGCUGUAGGCUUUGUAGAGCCAGUCAAAGCUGCGGGAUUUAGUCAACAUUUUUCAGGUUAACAGCACAAUCAGUUAAUACAGAUCGGGGUUGUGAUUUACCUCAGGUAUAGACAGAGGGGGGUGAAUGGUGCACGACAGGGCACUUACACUCAUUGGUGAAUGUGCUCUGUACAGUAAGGCUAGGCGGCGUCACUGUAAGUGGGAAAGAGGUUCAUGCUGGCCUUUAUCCAAUGAGAAAGCUUUAGCUGGGUAAUUCUUCCCGUUAUCUGGCUCUCUGGUGGUGAAGAUAAUCUUCUAAUGAACCAGUUUCUGCUGUGAGUCGGGGCAGGGCACAAGGCAGGCAGAGCUUCCCUCUAGUUUGGCUGGAUCCUGUAGUGAUGAAGAAAAGUGUCUCUGGAUUGCAUAAUAUGUAUAUCUGGUGCAAGCAGUUUUUUAUGUGUUGGCUGUAACCCUAGCAAUCAGUCUUGCAUUUAAACACUCCAGGGUUGUGUUUUAUACUGUAUUUCAUGUUUUGUAGGUAUUCUAAUGUAAACUAGAUGCACAGAGGCAAAAAGGUGCCUAAAAUGGGUUUAGACUGCAUUGCAAAAAUGGGCGGCUCCAGCGGCCAAUCUUUCGGAACCUUCCAAGUCUUUUAUGUACUAUUGAGUACAGUCACAGCCUCCAACAACAGUGUGCCUGGCAUCCUGAUCAGAUAAUAUCCGAUGGUAUCAGCCACCUCAGUUUGCACUGAAGAGUCCUGAUUGUGAAGCUGACCUGAGAGAUUGAGACACCUUAUCCUGAGAUAGAUUUCUUCAUACAAUUACGAUGGAUUUAAACUUUAUAAACUGUUUAUUCAUUUUGCCAGGAAGAACUUGAGAGCAUGUGUCAUUUAUAGAAGGAUUGGAUAAGCUACUUAAACUCAAAACUAUAUUCCACCCUUGCAAAAACUUGGUCCCACAAUGCCUUGUAAUUCUCUAAUCACCUGAUGCCAUCCAUGUUUAAACACUAAGCAAAUGGCCAGUCUUAAAGCAUGGGGUAAACAAGUGCUCAGUUAAAACGCUUGCGUCUCAGCUAAUGUGCAUUUAAGUAGCAGGUGACUGUCAGGCGGCAGAGCCUUCACAGCACAGGGUAGGAGAAUUAAGCUGUGUAAAGGUGGAACUGUUUGCAUGUGCACUACCAAGUCUGCAGCAUGAAUCUAUCACCAACAUUACCCCAUCACAAUGUAACUCGCCGUCCGUUUGAGGGUGUGUCGUAGAUGGAUAUCUUUGUGUUAAUCAUAGAUUUGAAUAACCUGGUGUGCUAAAGUGUAACCUACAAGAAGCCAACAUGCCCCUGAUGGUGCAGUAGCAAUGGACUCUGCCUAGGUAUUGGAGAAGCUCACCUAACUGUCCCUUGUUCAUAUUGUUGGAUCCGGUGGCUGCUGGUGGGGGCAGGGGUGGCGUUUUACGUUGAGGGCUUGUGUGCGCGUGCACGGUGUGGUUGUCACGUGUGAGAGUGCUGUUUUUCUUUGUGUGAGCUUUUUUUUUUUCCUUCUCAGAUGUUUUUCUUUUUUGUAUGAUACCACAAGAUAAUCUUGCAGAGUCCCAUCCAUGUUGUAAAUAGACAUAUACCCCAUUUAUUUUGAUUGUUUUUGUUUUUGUAACUGUUA
Megalops cyprinoides (Indo-Pacific tarpon) is the source of this 4208-nucleotide messenger RNA. RefSeq names its product alpha-endosulfine. Lineage: Eukaryota; Metazoa; Chordata; Actinopteri; Elopiformes; Megalopidae. Bases 108 to 458 code for a protein of 116 amino acids. The transcript is spliced from 3 exons. Gene Ontology annotation, molecular function: protein phosphatase inhibitor activity. The record is from RefSeq and is a predicted model, not a curated record. Gene Ontology annotation, cellular component: cytoplasm.